AUGGAAGGAUUUUCUAAACAACAAGUUAAAAUUGAACCACCAUAAAAUUAAAUUGACGCAAUGAUUGACGAUAGUAGUAUUCCAUCUAUUAAGAAGUUAGAUGAUGCCACAAUCAACAAAAUAGCUGCUGGAGAAGUUGUGGUAUCACCUUCAGCUGCAUUAAAGGAGAUGAUUGAGAAUAGCAUCGAUGCGGGAUCUACUCAGAUAAAUAUAUUGUGCCAGAAAAGUGGAUUUGAUUUUCUUUAAAUAUCUGAUGAUGGCCACGGUAUAAAAAGGUUAGAUUUUCCAUUGCUAUGUGAGAGGUUCGCAACUUCUAAGAUAAGCAACUUCAGUGACUUGAGAAGAGUAGGGAGCUUUGGGUUUAGAGGGGAAGCUUUGGCUUCAAUUUCUUAUGUUUCAAAAGUUACAGUUACUAGCAAAGUUGCCAACUCAGAGCUCGCUUACUCUGCCGAUUUUAUUAAUGGACUAAUGCUAAAUGAAGAUGGAUAAAGUCCAAAACCAUGUGCUGGACAAUAAGGAACAACAAUACAAGUUAGAGAUCUAUUUGCGAAUAAUCCACAAAGAAAAAAGAGCAUGGGUGUGAAUGAGGAAUACGGUAAAAUAGUCGAAGUAGUGACAAGAUACUCUAUGGAUGAUAAAAAAACUGAUUUGUCAACACAUAAUGUUUAAAGGCCUUCUUUGGCUGAUAUUAAUCCUGCUGAAUCGGAAAAGCUAAAGAAUCAGCUAAGAAUUGAGAUAAUAAAAAAGACUUAUGGUUAGAAUUAAGCUGGCAGAGAAUUCAUAGAUGUAGUAGAUUCCCUUGAUCUCUUUUAAUACUCCUUAUCCUCAAUCUUAAGCAAGCCUAAUACACUACAGUCUAAGAAAAGUUUCUUCUUACUUUUCAUUAAUAGUAAAUUUAAUUAGCUUAACUUGUGUUUAUUAGAUAGAUUAGUUGAGAGUGAAAAAAUUAAAAGAACUAUAGACUCUGUAUAUUAGCAGUUCCAGCCAAAGGGUGGAUAUAAUUACUUCGUGUAUAUGUCUUUGUUUAUACCCUCAGAGCAGAUUGAUGUAAAUGUUCAUCCAACAAAGAAGAAUGUUAUCUUUGAAAGAUAAGAGGAGUUUGUAGAGUAUAUUUAGGAUUUGUUGAUUGAUAAAAUUGCUAACACUACUGGUGAAAGGAGCUACAUGCUAGAUCGUCAAUCAAGAGGCUAAAUGAGAGAAGAUUUGCAAUCAGCAUCAUUGCCAUAUGUUCAUACAAGAGAACCAAGUGAUCAUCAUAAAAAGAAUUUGAAUGCUAUGAAAAUGGUCAGAACUGAUUCAACUGCUUAGACCUUAGAUAGAUUUCUAGUGCAAGGAAACUUAUCCAACUCAAACAAAACACUCUAAGACAAAUAAAAUGUAGUCUCAAUGAAUAUUGUAAGCGUGAAAAAACUUAUCUAUGAAUUUGAAAAUGAUAUUGAUGAAAAACUGCAAGAAACUUUUAGAAAGCAUACUUUUGUGGGAACUUUGACCCCAGAGCAGGUCUUGCUAUAAUUUGGACUAGAACUGGUCCUUGUCUAAGUCGAACCUCUAUUGCAGGAAUUUCUAUAUCAGCAAGUGUUAAGGCAAGUUCAAAGUAUGGAAAAAUACAGACUAUUUAAUCCAUUAUCAAUUUAAGAGCUUUUAAAAAUUUCCCUUGAUCUUCCAGAAUCGCACUAUAAUCCAAAGAUACAUUUAAGAAAAGAAGAGUUAAUAGAGUUCUAUACUAAUAAAUUAGUUGAUAAAUCAGAUAUUUUGAAUGAAAAUUUUGGCAUUGAGAUUGAUAAGGAAACUGCUUCUCUGGUAGCCUUACCUAUAAUUUAUGAAGUAGUGAAACCAUAUCCAGAGGAAUUGCCAAUAUUCAUUCUUAGAUUAGCCUGUGAUGUUGAUUACUCUUGCUAAAAUCGUUAUUAUCAUCAAAUUGCAGAGGAAUUGUCCUUUUAUUAUUCAAAACUAGUUCAGCUUUUUAAUAUCCAUAAUGUUUAAGGAGAUGGGUCAUUAGGACUUGGUAGUCUUGGAGCUGGAGCUAACGGUUAGAUGGCUGUCAUUAAUGGUUAGAAAGAUUUAUAGAGAACUAGGGAAGAAGAACUUAAAUGGUAAUAUGCGAACAAGCUUUUCCCCUUCAUGAAGACUAAUAUGAGUAUUAGAAAAAAAUUUGGGGAUGUUAAUGAAAUGACCUUCACUUUAAUAACUAAAGUUGAAAAUUUAUACAAAGUAUUUGAGAGAUGUUGA
Molecule: messenger RNA, 2229 nt
Organism: Stylonychia lemnae
Lineage: Eukaryota; Ciliophora; Spirotrichea; Sporadotrichida; Oxytrichidae
Source: the annotation of a GenBank genome assembly